Molecule: messenger RNA, 11482 nt
Organism: Vombatus ursinus (common wombat)
Lineage: Eukaryota; Metazoa; Chordata; Mammalia; Diprotodontia; Vombatidae
Gene: ZFHX3
Product: zinc finger homeobox 3
Exons: 10
Coding region: 112-11334 (3740 amino acids)
Biological process (GO): regulation of neuron differentiation; regulation of transcription by RNA polymerase II; brain development
Cellular component (GO): nucleus
Molecular function (GO): RNA polymerase II cis-regulatory region sequence-specific DNA binding; DNA-binding transcription factor activity, RNA polymerase II-specific; zinc ion binding
Source: RefSeq, a predicted model, not a curated record
GCCCAUGGAUCUGUCAUCUGUGGCAUCUCCUCCUUCCUGAGGUGUAUGGAGGCUUUGUGCUCCAGGUCCGAACCGUACUGGGUGCAAUGAAAGCUCCAUGCAGGCCUUACCAUGGAAGGCUGUGACUCGCCUGUCAUCCCUGGGAAGGACAAUGGGUGUAGUAUCCCUCAGCACCAGCAAUGGACUGAACUCAACAGCACCCACCUCCCUGACAAACCCAGUAGUAUGGAGCAGUCCACCACAGAAAACCACGGGCCCCUAGACAGCCUGAGGGCCCCCUUCAAUGAGCGCAUCCCGGACAGCACCAACCCGGCUGGCCCCACCGCUGAGCCCGCUAGCAAAGAGGUCAGCUGCAACGAAUGCUCGGCCUCCUUUGCCAGUUUACAGACCUAUAUGGAGCACCACUGCCCCAGCGCCCGCCCCCCUCUUCCCCUGAGGGAGGAAAGUGGGAGUGACACCAGUGAGGAGGGUGAUGAGGAGAGUGAUGUGGAGAAUCUAGCUGGAGAGAUAGUCUACCAGCCAGAUGGCUCGGCAUACAUUGUCGAAAGUGUCAGCCAGUUGAUCCAAAGUGGGGGAGCCUGUAGCAGCGGCAGUGGGGCUCUCCCGUCGCUCUUUCUGAACUCUCUCCCCAGUGCUGGGGGUAAACAGGGGGAGCCCUCUUCCGCUGCACCAGUCUACCCACAGAUCAUCAAUACUUUCCACAUAGCCUCAUCCUUCGGGAAAUGGUUUGAGGGCUCAGACCAGUCCUUCCCCAAUACCUCAGCCCUGACGGGCAUCAGCCCCGUCCUGCACAGCUUCCGCGUUUUUGAUGUGCGACAUAAAAGCAACAAGGAUUACCUGAACAGCGAUGGUUCUGCCAAAAGCUCCUGUGUAUCCAAAGAUGUCCCCAACAAUGUGGACCUGUCCAAGUUUGACGGCUUUGUGCUCUAUGGGAAGAGGAAGCCCAUUCUCAUGUGUUUCUUGUGUAAGCUCUCCUUUGGAUACGUCCGCUCGUUUGUGACCCAUGCGGUGCAUGACCAUCGAAUGACCCUGAGUGAAGAAGAGAGGAAAAUUCUUAGUAAUAAGAACAUUUCCGCUAUCAUCCAAGGAAUAGGCAAAGACAAGGAACCCCUUGUAAGUUUUCUGGAACCAAAAACCAAAAACUUUCAACACCCCUUAGUUUCUGCAGCUAACCUCAUAGGCCCCGGACACAGCUUUUAUGGUAAAUUUAGCGGCAUUCGGAUGGAAGGGGAGGAGGUGCUCCAGGGCUCUUCGGCCAGUGCCGCAGAGCAGCCCCAGUCAGGCCUCUUGACACCCGGGACCCUCUUGAACCUUGGUGGGCUGACCAGCUCGGCUCUGAAGACCCCAAUUACCUCAGUCCCCCUGGGCCCCCUGGCUUCCAGUCCUGCCAAAUCCUCAGAGGGCAAGGACCCUGGGGUGGCAGAGGGUGAGAAGCAAGAAGUGGGUGACCGGGAUAGCCUCUCAGAGAAGGCGGAGCCAGCCGAGGACGUGGAGGAGGAGGAAGAGGAGGAAGAGGAAGAUGCAGAGGAGGAGGAGGAGGAAGAGGAAGAUGAGGAGGAGGAGGAGGAGGAGGAGGAAGAUGAGGGUUGCAAAGGACUCUUUCCAGGCGAGUUGGAGGAGGAGUUGGAGGACCGGCCCCAUGAGGAGUCUGGGGCCAUGGCAGGUGGCAGCAACAAAAAUGACCUUGCUCUCUCAAACCAAAGCAUUUCUAACUCUCCCUUAAUGCCUAACAUGCUCCAGACUUUGUCGAGGAGCGCAGCUUCUACUAGUUCUAAUUCUGCUUCUUCCUUUGUUGUCUUUGAUGGUGCAAACAGGAGGAAUCGGUUAAGCUUUAACAGCGAGGGUGUCAGGGCCAGUGUGGCAGAGGGCAGCAGGAGGUUGGACUUCAUUGAUGAAAGUGCCAGUAAAGACAGUGCUGCAGCACCAGAACCAAAUGAAAGCGCAGAGGGGGACGAUGGGGGCUUCCUCCCCCAUCACCAGCACGCUGGAACCCUCUGUGAGCUUGGGGCGGGGGAGUGCCCCUCGGGGAGUGGCGUGGAGUGCCCCAAGUGCGACACGGUCCUGGGCUCCUCGCGCUCCCUGGGGGGGCACAUGACCAUGAUGCAUUCUCGUAACUCGUGUAAGACGCUCAAGUGUCCCAAGUGCAAUUGGCACUAUAAGUACCAGCAGACGCUUGAGGCGCACAUGAAGGAGAAGCACCCGGAGCCUGGCGGCUCGUGCGUCUACUGCAAGAGUGGGCAGCCUCACCCGCGGUUGGCACGAGGCGAGAGCUACACGUGUGGUUACAAGCCUUUCCGCUGUGAGGUCUGCAACUACUCUACUACUACCAAAGGCAACCUCAGUAUUCAUAUGCAGUCUGACAAGCAUCUGAACAACAUGCAGAACCUGCAGAACGGAGGGGGAGAGCAAGUCUUCAGUCACACCGCCGGGGCGGCGGCCGCGGCUGCGGUGGCCGCGGCUGCGGCCGCGAACAUUGGCAGUACCUGCGGGGCCCCCUCCCCCACCAAACCAAAAACCAAGCCCACCUGGCGGUGUGAGGUGUGCGACUAUGAGACAAACGUGGCCAGGAACCUCCGCAUCCACAUGACCAGUGAGAAGCACAUGCACAAUAUGAUGCUGCUUCAGCAGAAUAUGACCCAGAUGCAACACAACCGGCACCUGGGCCUGGGGGCCCUGCCCUCCCCGGCCGAGGCAGAGCUCUACCAGUACUACCUGGCCCAGAACAUGAGUCUGCCCAACCUCAAGAUGGACAGCCCCGCCUCCGACGCCCAGUUCAUGAUGAGCGGAUUUCAGCUGGAUCCCACCGGCCCCAUGACGGCAAUGGCGUCUCCGGCUCUAGUGGGCGGUGAAAUACCCCUAGACAUGCGGCUGGGGGGUGGGCAGCUGGUGUCUGAGGAACUGAUGAACUUGGGUGAGAGCUUCACGCAGACCAAUGACCCAUCCCUGAAGCUUUUCCAGUGUGCGGUGUGUAACAAAUUCACCACGGACAGCCUGGACCUGCUGGGACUGCACAUGAACAUGGAACGUGGCCUUCCUGAGGAGGAAUGGAAGGCAGUGAUGGGGGACUCCUAUCAGUGCAAACUUUGCCGGUACAAUACCCAGCUCAAGGCCAAUUUUCAACUCCAUUGCAAGACAGACAAGCACGUACAGAAGUACCAACUAGUGGCGCACAUCAAGGAAGGUGGGAAGGCCAAUGAGUGGAGAUUGAAGUGUGUGGCCAUUGGAAACCCUGUACAUUUGAAGUGCAAUGCCUGUGAUUACUAUACUAAUAGCCUGGAGAAACUACGGCUCCACACGGUCAACUCGAGGCAUGAAGCAAGCCUGAAGCUGUACAAGCACCUUCAGCAGCAUGAGACUGGGGUAGAGGGAGAGAGCUGCUACUAUCACUGCGUCCUGUGCAGCUAUUCCACCAAGGCCAAGCUCAACCUCAUACAGCACGUGCGCUCCAUGAAACAUCAGCGGAGCGAGAGCUUGCGCAAACUUCAGAGGCUCCAGAAGGGUCUUCCUGAGGAAGAAGACGACUUGGGGCAGAUCUUCACUAUCCGCAAGUGCCCAGCCACCGAUCCAGAAGAAUCAAUUGAAGAUGCCGAAGGACCCAGUGAAACAGCUGCUGACCCAGAGGAGCUCACUAAAGAUCCAGAAAGUGGAGGCGAUAAAGACCAGGGCAAGUGGCCAGCAUCGUCCAGCCAAGCAGAGAAGGAGCUCCCAGAUUGUCCUGCAGCCUCCAAACGUACGUCCUUCCCGAGUAGCUCGGAGCCCCCCCUCUCUUCCAAGCGACCCAAAACAUCGGAAGAGGCCAGAUCAGAGCAGAUGUUCCAGUGUCCAUACUGUAAGUACAGUAACGCUGAUGUGAACAGGCUUCGGGUGCACGCCAUGACUCAGCACUCGGUGCAGCCCAUGCUUCGUUGCCCGCUCUGCCAGGACAUGCUGAACAACAAGAUUCACCUGCAGCUGCACCUCACCCACCUCCACAGCGUGGCCCCGGACUGUGUCGAAAAGCUCAUCAUGACGGUGACAACCCCCGAGAUGAUGAUGCCCAGCAGCAUGUUUCUCCCGACUGCUAUUCCAGACAGAGAUGGCAGCUCCAACCCGGAAGAGGCAGGAAAGCAGCCUGAAACCUCAGAGGAUCUGGGGAAGAGCGUCCUGCCGUCAGAGAGCAUGGAACACAGUGGAGAGCCAAAGCCCUCCCCCGCUGACCCAAGCUCUGCACGCGAGGAAUCGGGCUUCCUCUGCUGGAAGAAGGGAUGCAACCAAGUCUUCAAAACCUCUUCAGCCCUUCAGACGCAUUUCAAUGAGGUCCACGCAAAGAGGCCUCAGCUGCCCGUGUCCGACCGCCACGUGUACAAGUACCGCUGUAAUCAGUGCAGCCUGGCCUUCAAGACUGUGGAGAAACUUCAGCUCCAUUCUCAGUACCACGUCAUCAGGGCGGCCACCAUGUGCUGCCUCUGCCAGCGCAGUUUUCGGACUUUCCAGGCCUUGAAAAAGCAUCUGGAGACGAGCCACCUGGAGCUGAGUGAGGCGGACAUCCAGCAGCUUUACAGCGGCCUCCUGGUCAACGGAGACCUCCUGGCCAUGGGCGACCCGUCCCUGGCGGAAGACCACACCAUCAUCGUGGAGGAGGAUAAGGAAGAGGAGAGCGACUUGGAAGACAAGCAGAGCCCCGCUGGCAGCGAUUCCGGGUCGGUCCAAGAGGAUUCUGGCUCGGAACCAAAGAGGGCUCUUCCUUUCAGAAAAGGCCCAAAUUUCACGAUGGAAAAGUUUCUGGAUCCUUCCCGCCCUUACAAAUGUACAGUCUGCAAGGAGUCUUUCACCCAAAAGAACAUUCUGUUGGUUCACUACAAUUCCGUCUCCCAUCUGCACAAGUUAAAGAGAGCCCUCCAGGAGUCCGCGACGGGUCAGCCCGAGCCGACCAGUAGCCCAGACAACAAGCCUUUUAAGUGUAACACCUGCAACGUGGCCUACAGCCAGAGCUCCACCCUGGAGAUCCACAUGAGGUCCGUGCUGCAUCAGACCAAGGCUCGGGCGGCAAAGCUGGAGGCCGCGGGGGGCAGCGGGGCCAGCAACGGCACAGGGAACAGCAGCAACAGCGUCCCUCUGGGAGCUUCCGCACUGAGUCCGGUCCACACGAGUGGGGGCAGCAGCGCCUUCCCCACGACCAGCACGGGCGGCGCCGGCACCGGCCCCAGCGCCAGUCUGCUCGGCCAGGCAACAAGCGAUGGUGCCGGCAUGCCACCCCUUGGGAAUCCCGGAGCAGCCAGCAUCGCCUCCCCUUCGGAGCCCAAGGAGGUCAACCGCAAGAAGCUGGCGGAUAUGAUCGCCUCCAGGCAGCAGCAGCAGCAGCAGCAGCAGCAGCAGCAGGCCCAGACGCUGGCCCAGGCCCAGGCCCAGGCCCAAGCCCAGGCUCAGGCCCACCUGCAGCAGGAGCUGCAGCAGCAGGCGGCCCUCAUCCAGUCUCAGCUGUUUAACCCCGCCCUCCUGCCUCACUUCCCCAUGACCACGGAGACCUUGCUCCAGCUCCAGCAGCAGCAGCAUCUCCUCUUCCCGUUCUUCAUCCCCAGCGCCGAGUUCCAGCUCAACCCGGACGUGAGCCUGCCUGUCACAAGCGGGGCAAGCCUGAUGCUGACAGGGACUGGCCCCACCCUGCUGGAAGACCUGAAGGCUCAGGUCCAGAUCCCGCAGCAGAGCCACCAGCAGAUCCUGCAGCAGCAGCAACAGAGCCAACUCUCCCUGUCCCAGACGCACACGUCUCUCCUCCCGCAGGGCCAGCACCCGGAGAGGAAGAACAAGGCCGUGGUCAAGGAGAAAGACAAAGAGGGCCAGAGGGAAAGGGAAACCGUGGAGAGGGCGGAUGGGAACGCGGGCUCUAAGGAAUCCCCGCCGGACCCCUUGAAGCCCAAAGACAAGAAAGACUCGGCGCCAGGAGGUGGUUCGGAAUCGUCGAUGCUCCCGCCGCGCAUUGCCUCGGACGCGAGGGGCAAUGCCACCAAGGCCUUGCUGGAGAACUUCGGCUUUGAGCUGGUUAUCCAGUAUAACGAGAAUAAGCAGAAGGUGCAGAAGAAGAGCGGCAAGGCGGAGGCCGGUGACCGCUUGGAAAAACUGGAGUGUGACUCGUGCGGCAAGCUCUUCUCCAACAUCCUGAUCCUGAAGAGUCACCAAGAGCACGUUCAUCAAAAUUACUUUCCCUUUAAGCAGCUGGAGAGGUUUGCCAAGCAGUACAGAGAACACUACGAUAAGCUGUACCCGCUGAGGCCGCAGACGCCGGAUGCGCCGCCCCCACCCCCGCCGCCGCCGCCGCCUCCGCCCCCGCUGCCCGCGGCCCCUCCUCAGCCAGCUUCUACGCCUACUCUUCCCGCGCCAGCCCCAUCUAUCGCUUCUCCCACCAUCGCACCGGCCCAGCCCUCUGUGCCGCUCACACAGCUCUCUAUGCCGAUGGAGCUGCCCAUCUUCUCACCGCUCAUGAUGCAGACCAUGCCGCUGCAGACGUUGCCAGCCCAGCUGCCCCCUCAGCUCGGUCCCGUCGACCCUCUGCCCGCCGAUCUGGCGCAGCUCUACCAACAUCAGCUCAAUCCCAGCCUGCUCCAGCAGCAGAACAAGAGGCCCCGGACCAGAAUCACGGACGACCAGCUCCGCGUCCUCCGGCAGUAUUUUGACAUCAACAACUCCCCCAGCGAGGAACAAAUCAAGGAGAUGGCAGACAAGUCCGGACUGCCCCAGAAGGUGAUCAAGCAUUGGUUCCGGAACACCUUGUUCAAGGAGCGUCAGCGAAACAAGGACUCCCCAUACAACUUCAGCAAUCCGCCCAUCACGAGCCUGGAGGAGCUCAAGAUAGACUCGCGGCCCCCUUCCCCGGAACCUCAGAAGCACGAGUACUGGGGGAGCAAGAGAUCCUCCCGGACGCGCUUCACGGACUACCAGCUGCGGGUCCUGCAGGACUUCUUCGAUGCCAACGCUUACCCAAAGGACGAUGAAUUCGAGCAGCUUUCCAACUUGCUGAACCUCCCCACCCGAGUCAUAGUGGUCUGGUUUCAGAACGCCCGACAGAAGGCCCGGAAAAACUACGAAAACCAGGGAGAGGGCAAGGAUGGGGAAAGGCGCGAGCUUACCAACGACAGGUAUAUCCGAACGAGCAAUUUAAACUACCAGUGCAAAAAAUGUAACUUAGUCUUUCAACGUAUUUUUGAUCUUAUUAAGCAUCAGAAAAAGCUGUGUUACAAAGACGAGGAUGAGGACGGGCAGGACGACAGCCAAAACGAGGACUCCUUGGACGCCAUGGAACUGCUGACUCCCACCAGUUCCUCCUGCAGCACCCCGAUGCCCUCCCAGGCCUACAGCGCCCCGGCCUCAUCGGCCAACGCGGCGUCUUCGACCUUUCCGCAGCUCAACACGGAGGCUGACGAGUCCUCCGCCUUCGGCUCGAAAAUGGAAGCUACGGAUGAGAAACCAAAGCAGCCUGAACCUCCCAGUUCACAGCCAAACCAAACCCAAGAGAAGCAAGUACAACCAAAGCACGAGUCUCAGCAGCAGCCGCAGCAAGACCAGUUGGAACAGAAGACGAGCACAGCCCAGCAGAAGAAUCCUCCGCUGUCCUCUCCGGCCCUGCAGCAGCCGCCCCAGCAGGUGCCUCCCCCUCAGUGUUCCCUACCCCAGUCAAGCCCCAGCCCGUCCUCGCAGCUCUCCCAUCUGUCUCUCAAGCCUCUUCACACAUCCACUCCCCAACAGCUGGCCAACCUACCUCCUCAGCUCAUCCCCUACCAGUGUGACCAGUGCAAACUGGCAUUCCCCUCCUUUGACCACUGGCAAGAACAUCAGCAGCUUCACUUUUUAAGUGCGCAGAACCAGUUCAUCCACCCCCAGUUUCUGGACAGGACGCUGGACAUGCCUUUCAUGCUGUUUGACCCCAGUAACCCACUGCUCGCGAGUCAGCUGCUCUCCGGAGCCCUGCCCCAAGUCCCCGCGAGUUCGGCGACGUCCCCUUCCACGCCAACCUCCACGAUGAACACUCUGAAGAGGAAACUGGAGGAGAAGGCCAGUGCUAGCCCUGGGGAAAAUGACAGCGGGACAGGAGGAGAGGAGCCUCAGAGAGAUAAGCGCUUAAGGACGACCAUUACCCCAGAACAGCUGGAAAUCCUCUACCAAAAGUACCUGCUGGACUCCAACCCAACCCGGAAGAUGCUUGAUCACAUUGCACAUGAAGUGGGCUUGAAAAAGCGUGUGGUGCAAGUUUGGUUUCAGAACACCCGAGCUCGGGAAAGGAAGGGACAGUUUCGGGCUGUUGGCCCCGCCCAGGCCCACAGGCGGUGCCCUUUCUGUAGGGCGCUUUUCAAAGCUAAGACUGCUCUAGAGGCCCACAUCCGGUCCCGUCACUGGCACGAAGCCAAAAGAGCCGGCUAUAACUUGACUCUGUCUGCAAUGCUGUUGGAUUGUGAUGGCGGGAUACAGAUGAAAGGAGACAUUUUUGACGGAAGCGGCUUUUCCCACUUGCCACCGAGCGGCAGUGAUGGCCAGGGUGUCCCCCUCUCUCCGGUGAGUAAAACCAUGGAGCUGUCCCCCAGAACUCUGCUUAGCCCUUCCUCCAUCAAAGUGGAAGGAAUAGAGGACUUUGAAAGUCCCUCCAUGUCCUCAGUUAAUCUAAACUUUGACCAAACCAAGCUGGACAAUGAUGACUGCUCCUCUGUCAACACAGCCAUCACGGAUACCACCACAGGCGACGAAGGCAACGCGGACAAUGAUAGCGCAACAGGAGUAGCAACUGAAACCAAAUCAUCAUCAGCACCCAACGAGGGGCUGACCAAAGCCGCCAUGAUGGCAAUGUCCGAAUAUGAAGAUCGGUUGUCUUCUGGUCUGGUCAGCCCGGCUCCUAGCUUUUACAGCAAGGAGUAUGACAACGAAGGUACAGUGGACUACAGUGAGACGUCCAGCCUUGCUGAUCCCUGCUCCCCGAGUCCUGGUGCAAGUGGGUCCGCAGGAAAGUCUGGAGAUAGCGGAGAUCGGCCAGGGCAGAAACGUUUUCGGACUCAAAUGACCAACCUUCAGUUGAAAGUCCUCAAGUCAUGCUUUAAUGACUACAGGACGCCAACCAUGCUGGAGUGUGAGGUCCUGGGCAAUGACAUUGGACUGCCAAAGAGAGUUGUUCAGGUUUGGUUCCAGAAUGCCAGAGCGAAAGAAAAGAAGUCAAAGCUAAGCAUGGCCAAGCAUUUUGGUAUCAACCAAACGAGUUAUGAGGGACCCAAAACAGAGUGCACUUUGUGUGGCAUCAAGUACAGCGCUCGGCUGUCUGUACGUGACCAUAUCUUUUCUCAACAGCAUAUCUCCAAAGUUAAAGACACCAUCGGAAGCCAGUUGGACAAGGAGAAGGAGUACUUUGACCCAGCUACCGUACGUCAGUUGAUGGCUCAACAAGAGUUGGAUCGGAUCAAAAAGGCCAAUGAGGUUCUUGGACUGGCAGCUCAGCAACCAGGAAUGUUUGACAACCCUCCUCUUCAAGCUCUUAACCUCCCCACCGCUUAUCCGGCACUACAGGGCAUUCCCCCGGUGUUGCUCCCUGGCCUCAACAGCCCGUCAUUGCCAAGCUUCACUCCAUCCAACACAGCUUUAACGUCUCCCAAACCGAACCUGAUGGGUCUGCCUGGCACCACGGUCCCUUCACCUGGCCUUCCGACAUCUGGAUUACCAAAUAAACAGUCGUCAGCCUCGCUGAGCUCCCCGACCCCAGCACAAGCCACUACGGCUGUGACCCCGCAACAACCCCCCCAGCCCCAGCAGCAGCAGCAGCCGCCGCCUCCGCCGCCAACACCGCAGCCCCAGCAGCCGCAGCAGCAGCAGCCGCCGCCGCCAACACCGCAGCAGCCGCAGCAGCGAAAGGACAAGGAAGUAGAGAAAAUGAAAGAGAAAGAAAAGGCACAUAAAGGGAAAGGGGAGACCCCGGCGGGCCCCAAGAAGGACAAAGGAGAGGCCCCCGCGGCCACCCUCUCUGCCCCGUUACCCACGAUGGAGUACGCGGUGGACCCGACCCAGCUGCAGGCCCUGCAGGCAGCCUUGACUUCGGACCCCACCGCCCUGCUCACCAGCCAGUUCCUUCCUUACUUCGUCCCCGGCUUCUCUCCUUACUAUGCCCCCCAGAUCCCGGGCGCCCUGCAGAGCGGCUACCUGCAGCCCAUGUACGGCAUGGAGGGCCUGUUCCCCUACAGCCCCGCGCUGUCGCAGGCCUUGAUGGGGCUGUCCCCCGGCUCCUUGCUGCAGCAGUAUCAGCAAUACCAGCAGAGUCUGCAGGAAGCGCUGCAGCAGCAGCAGCGACAGCUGCAGCCGCCCCAACAGCAGCAGCACCAACCGCAGAAAGUGCAGCAGCCGCAGCAGCAGCAGCAGCCGCAGCCGCAGCAGCAAGCGCCCAAAGCAAGCCAAACACCAGCCCCCCCGGGGGCUGCUUCCCCCGACAAAGACCCUGCCAAAGAAUCCCCCAAACCAGAAGAGCAGAAAAGCGCACCCUGCGAGGUGCCCCCCCACCUGCCGAAACCCCCAGAAGAGCCAGAAGCAGAAAGCAAAAGUGUGGACUCCCUCUCCGACCCCUUCAUUGUUCCAAAGGUGCAGUACAAGCUGGUCUGCCGUAAGUGCCAGGCGGGCUUCGGCGACGAGGAGGCGGCCACGAGCCACCUGAAGUCCCUCUGCUUCUUGGGCCAGUCGGCGGCGAGCCUGCAGGAGAUGGUGCUCCACGUGCCCACGGGCGGCGGCGGCGGCGGCGGCGGGGGGUCCGGCGGGGGCGGGGGCGGCGGGGGCCCCUACCACUGCCUAGCCUGCGAGAGCACCCUCUGUGGGGACGAGGCGCUGAGUCAACAUCUCGAGUCGACCUUGCACAAACACAGAACAAUCACGAGAGCAGCAAGAAACGCCAAAGAGCACCCUAGUUUAUUACCUCACUCUGCCUGCUUCCCCGGUCCUGGCACCGCAUCUACCUCGCAGUCUGCCGCUCACUCCAACGACAGCCCCCCGCCCCCCUCCUCCUCCUCUUCCUCCUCCUCCUCCUCCUCUUCCUCCUCCUCCUCCGCUUCCCCCCACGCCUCCUCCAGAAAGUCUUGGCCUCCAGGGGUCCCUCGGGCUUCGGUUGGGAAGCCUGCUUCUUUUCCUCCUCUCUCCUCAUCUUCAACGGUUACCUCAAGUUCAUGCAGCACCUCAGGGGUUCAGCCCUCGAUGCCAACAGACGACUAUUCGGAGGAGUCUGACACGGAUCUUAGCCAAAAGUCCGAGGGGCCAGCCAGCCCGGCCGAGGGGCCCCCGGCCCCCAGCUGCCCCCCCCAGGACCCUGGUCUAGCUAGUGUAGGAAUGGACCCCUUCAGAUUGUAAGCUUUGAAGAUGAACGAUUUAAAACAAACAAACACACACACACACAAACACACACACACAAAUGAAUUUAAGUAAAAAAAAUUAAUAACAAACCAAUUUCAAAAAUAGACUAACUGCAAUUCCAAAGCUUCUAACCAAAAAAAAAAAA